UACACAUUGUAAUAAUAUUGCUACACAUUACGUAAUUUAGCUUAAUAAAUACUAGUUACCAAAUAACCUUAUAUUAAGGCCAAAUUGCACUUAAUGCAUCAAUGUCAAACACAUUAAUCAAUUACAUUUACUUAUUGUCUACCGACAGAUUGUAAAUUAAGAUGAAUAAUAAUAAAAAAAAAAAAAAAUGUUUAUCUAACAUAAUCCAAGUCAAUGAUUUUAAACAAACUACCAGUAUGUUAUUUAUGUAUGUAAAUAACAAAUAACAAUAACAACAAUAAGAAAUAAUAAUAAAUAUGUUGUUUUGGAAAAUCCAAGCAGUACAAAUGUGUGUAGUUCAAGUUCUUUAGUUGAUGUCACUGAGAAAGAUCAGCAUGACAGUUUAAAUCAAACUCCUGAAAUAGACAUGGUUGAUGCAUUCCAAACUGAAGAGAGUCUUGAUAUUUGGCAAGCGGAUCAGUUUGACAUUGCUAAGGCAAAUAGCAAGUCUUUAGACGACACAACAAAAAAAAUAUUCUCACAUCGACAUUGCUUCCAAAAGAACCAUUUGAAUUUCCAGCUACAGAAACAAAAUCACAAAAAAGAUGUUUUCAAAGGAAGUGGAUUACAGAUGGAGAUUUCGCUUGGCUUGCCUACUCUAAAAGUGGAGACAGCGUUUUUUGUAAGCCUUGUUGGUUAUUUUUUCACAAAGGUGUGGGAAAAGGUGGGCAUCAAAAUCCUGGACAUUUUGUAACUGGCUAUCGAAAAUGGAAGAACGCAAAAGAGAAUUUUAAUAAACACAAGCAAAACAUAUACCAUUUAGAAUGUGUUCAAAAGGCCACUUCAUUCUUAAAUGUGCUAUCUAGCAAACAAGAGAUAAGGUCUCGAUUGGAUAUGCAGCGCGCAAAGGAAGUAGAAAAAAAUAGAAAUGCUCUCAAACCUAUUAUUGAAACAAUCCUUUUUUGCGCAGAGCAAGAACUUCCUUUAAGAGGCGACCAUGAUAGCGGCGUGCUGUCAUUAACUCGGCCUGAACAGAAGGAUGGAAAAUUUAGAGCCCUAUUACGCUUCAGAUUGGAUGCUGGCGAUGAAAAUUUGAGAGCUCAAAUCGCGAAUAGUGCUAAGAAUGCCAAAUAUUUAAGCCCAGAUAUUCAAAAUGAGAUUCUCGAGACUGGCGCUAAUAUUGUGACAAACAAAAUAAUUAAUAAAGUGAAUAGCGCAAAGUGUUUUAGCAUUCUUGUUGAUGAAACAAUGGAUGUUGCAGGUAAAGAGCAACUUUCGUUAUGUCUACGGUAUGUAGACUUCUCAUCCAAAUAUCCAGCAUUUCGUGAAGAUUUUGUGGGCUUUAUUCCAAUUACCGAUCAAACUUCUGAAAACUUAUCAAAAGUCAUACUUAAGCGUUGUACAGAUCUCCAUCUUGAUAUGGCGAAAUUGGUUGGACAGGGAUAUGACGGAGCAGCAAACAUGUCAGGGCAUUUAAGUGGAGUGCAAACCAGGAUAAGACAACUGUAUCCAAAAACACGAUAUGUUCAUUGCGCUAGUCACCGAUUGAACCUUGCGCUUUCUAAUACUAUGUCAUUACCUUCAGUACGGAACUGCCUUGGUAUUGUCAAUGAAAUAGCAAAUUUAUUUAGAAACCAUUCAAAUGCAAACACAACUUUCCAGGACGUUAUACAGAAGCACGCACCAGAAAGCAAAAAAAGACGACUUGUUCGCCUUUGUGAAACAAGGUUUAUAGAAAGGCAUGAAAGCAUUAUAAGCUUUGUGGAGCUUUUCAAAUUCAUUGUAUUAAGUUUGGAAAUAAUUUCGAGUAAGACAUGGUCCAUUUUGUCUAAAGCAUCAGCCUUCUUAGCAGCGGUAGAGAAAAGCGAUAUUUUGCUUAGUCUAUUCGUCUGUGAGCAAUUGUUCAGCUUAACGCUGCCACUGUCUGUGCAACUCCAAGAAAAAUCUAUGGAUUUUGUAUCAGCAAUGAACCGAGCAAAAGAAUUAAUAAGAACUCUGCACCAGAUAAGAGAAACAGCGGAUGGUUUUUUCAACGAUAUUUUCCAAACAGCAUCACAAAUGUCUAAAGAUCUUUUUGACACAGAUCUUGUAGUGCCUAGAGUGACUUCGCGCCAAACUACUCGUGCUAAUCCACCUUGCACAACCCCUGAAAGCCACUUCAGAGUUACAAUAUUUAUUCCAUGCGUUGAUGCUCUGAUUCAAAACAUGACAGAACGUUUAUUAGUGAAUGAGGAUAUACUCUCGUCAUUUCAAAUUCUACUCCCAGGUUUUGCUGCAAUUGAUAAUGCCGAAGAAUUAAAAAAUUUAACUAUUUACUUCGAGGAGCAAAUAUCAAUGACAGCAUUAAAAUCAGAGUAUCGAUUGUGGUGUGCCAGCUUAUCAACAAUAGAUCCAACCAUAGAAGUGUUGAAAUUACUGCAACAUUGCGAUGCAACGUAUUUUAAAAAUAUUCACUACCUGCUUACAAUUUUAGCAACUCUUCCAGUGACGACCGCUUCCGUUGAAAGAACUUUUUCAACGUUAAAAAGAAUAAAAACUUUACCACGCAGUGUGAUGGGCAAUGAGCGGCUGAGUGCACUUGCUGUUAUUGCAGUGCACUGGGAUAUUAAAAUAGAUCCAGAUGAAGUAAUUAAUAAUAUGGCAAACAAGAAGAAAAGAAAAAUAUUACUAAUUUAAGUUACAACUACCAAAUAAUUUAAGUAAUAUGUAUAUAAAUUUAUAUUGUUUUUUUUUAAUAAACAGAAAAUUUAAAGUUUA
This is a messenger RNA of Bactrocera dorsalis (oriental fruit fly), 2736 nucleotides long. Its product is annotated as zinc finger MYM-type protein 1-like. Gene Ontology annotation, molecular function: protein dimerization activity. NCBI's taxonomy places the organism in Eukaryota, Metazoa, Arthropoda, Insecta, Diptera, Tephritidae. The coding region runs from base 874 to 2655 and encodes 593 amino acids. The transcript is spliced from 3 exons. The record is from RefSeq and is a predicted model, not a curated record.